CUAUAAAAGUGAUCGGUAAGAAAAAUAAAACGUAAUGACGUGUACAAACCGUACUCGGACACGAUUAUUUUUGUCGCCAACCUUUUGUUCUCGAAAGCUGCACCAACGGGGUGCGAAAGUGUUUGUUCAGAACGCGUCGGCUUAUCGCUGCUAAACGGACGGGCAUCCAUUUAUUACAUUUUUAUUUUUUCGCUAACAUCGAUUCAGCUAAAGAGUGUGAUGACUACGGAACAGAUUCCUCGUAACAGUUAUCACGACGUUUCAUAUAGCACACAAAGUAACAAUUAAUUAAUAACAGUUACCGGUUAUUGUUCCAUGAAAUGGCAAAGUAUGUGUCACGCUUACUUCUGCGCCGCCGAGACGUUCGAUAACAACGUCAUACACGUGAAUGCUAACGAGGAGCUGUGUACAUUGGUGAAUAUUUGCUGCGUAUUGAAAAAUGACUACGGAUCUAGGAAACCUUUCGUUGGAAUCCAAGGACGACAAUUGCGAAGACGAUGUGGUCGACCCGUGGAACGUGUGUUCCAAGUCUAAAACUGGCAUUGAUUACGAUAAACUCAUCAGUCGAUUUGGUAGUUCUAAAAUAGAUAAAAAGUUGAUAUCACGGAUUCAAUCUGUCACUAAAAAACCUAUACAUCAUUUUAUAACCAGAGGAAUAUUCUUUUCUCAUCGAGAUUUACACAGUAUUUUAGAUUUGUAUGAAAAAGGUAAACCUUUUUAUUUAUAUACAGGCAGAGGUCCUUCAUCGACUUCUUUACAUAUUGGACAUUUGGUACCAUUUAUAUUUACUAAAUGGUUACAAGAUGUAUUUAAUGUUCCUCUUGUAAUCCAGUUGACUGAUGAUGAAAAGUACCUGUGGAAAGACUUAAAAUUAGAAGAAGCCAAAAAGUUAUCAAUAGAAAAUGCUAAAGAUAUUAUUGCAUGUGGAUUUGACAGAAAAAACACAUUUAUAUUCUCAGAUUUUCAAUUUAUGGGAGAAUCUCCAUCUUUUUACGCUAAUGUUGUAAGGAUUCAGAAGAGUGUUACAUUUAAUCAAGUAAAAGGAAUUUUUGGAUUUGGUGAUAGUGAUGUAAUUGGAAAAAUUGCAUUUCCUGCUGUCCAAGCAGCUCCAUGCAUGUCAUCAACAUUUCCAUUUAUAUUUGGAGAAAAUAAAGUUCCUUGUUUAAUACCUUGUGCUAUAGAUCAGGAUCCAUAUUUUCGAAUGACAAGAGAUGUUGCCCCUAAGCUUGGCUGUCAUAAGCCUGCAUUAAUACAUUCAUCGUUUUUACCAUCUUUACAAGGUUCUGACUCUAAAAUGUCAGCAAGUGAUUUAAAUUCGGCUAUUUAUUUGACAGAUACUCCAAAACAAAUUAAGAAUAAAAUCAACAAAUAUGCAUUUUCUGGCGGUCAAGUAACUGUUGAAGAGCAUAGACUAAAAGGUGGUGACUGUAGUGUAGAUAUAUCAUAUCAGUAUUUAAAACAUUUUCUAGAAAGUGAUGAAGAUUUAAACAAAAUUGAAAGAAAUUAUACUUCUGGAAAAAUGUUAACUGGAGAGUUGAAAAAAAUAUUGAUUGAUCUUAUGACAUCUAUGAUUCAAGAACAUCAAUCCAACCGAAGUAAAAUUACAAAUGAAGAUGUCAAAGAAUUUAUGACUCCAAGGAAAUUGCUAUAAAAGUGCCUCAAUAAAUAAAAACUUAAAAUUUGAUUUAUUUUUCGUAGUUUCCCUUAUAAUAAUAUAUUGUACUGUAUUAUUAUCAUGGGCGCAAUUAAAGCUCUAAUAUUGGGGUUGUUAAAAAUAAAAUUCAACGGUAUUACUCUAUAAUUACUAUAUUUAUAUGUAUUUGAAAAAACAAGAGUACUGCAUUAAGCUCAGGGGUGUAAAAACCUUAUUGCGCCUAUGAUUAUUAUACUUCUAUUUCAUAUUUAAUUUAUAUGCACACAAAAAUAGUACCUAUUAGUCUAAAAAUAAUAAUAACUGAAAAGUAAAAAACAUGUAAAGCAUAGAAGUAAUGAUUAUACUUAAUCAACUAUGUUAUAUAUUAAGAACUGUUAUAAAA
Sipha flava (yellow sugarcane aphid) is the source of this 2036-nucleotide messenger RNA. RefSeq names its product tryptophan--tRNA ligase, cytoplasmic (gene TrpRS). Gene Ontology annotation, molecular function: tryptophan-tRNA ligase activity; ATP binding. The record is from RefSeq and is a predicted model, not a curated record. The coding region runs from base 440 to 1651 and encodes 403 amino acids. The transcript is spliced from 9 exons. Lineage: Eukaryota; Metazoa; Arthropoda; Insecta; Hemiptera; Aphididae. Gene Ontology annotation, biological process: tryptophanyl-tRNA aminoacylation. Gene Ontology annotation, cellular component: cytoplasm.